CUUUACCACAGCCCUCUGCUUCAGCUAAACAAGUCUCACUCUCCGCUGAUCCACGAGACGACCCACCGCAACUCAGACACAAAAACAUGGCCGAUUCAGAGGCAUCCAAACCAGCCCCCAGCAAUGGGCCGCCGAACGACGCCCAGGAUGCCACCAACCGUCGCGAAAGCUUCAGCUCCCAGAACUCGCAGACUGCCAGACAGUUUAUCGAGUCCCAAAUUCGCCUCGAAGCUGACGCGCGCGAGAUCCUUCCCUACUCCUUCGACACCUGCACCAAAGCUCUAGGUCCCCUCCGACAAUCCCUCUUCGCCUGCCUCACCUGUAACCCCCCUCCCACCGAUUCCUCCGACGAUAAUGCAUCAUACACACCAGCCGCCGUAUGCUAUUCCUGCUCUAUCGCCUGCCACGGGGAGCACAAUCUGGUCGAGCUGUUCAGCAAGCGCAACUUUGUCUGCGACUGCGGGACGACCCGAAUGCCAUCGACCUCGCCCUGUACGCUGCGCAAUGACCCGCAGACCGGCGCGAGAGGCGUCCACUCCGAAGAACCCCAUUCGGGCAAUAAAUACAACCACAACUUCCAGAAUAAGUUCUGCGGCUGCAACGAGGACUAUGACCCCAAUCAGGAGCGAGGGACAAUGUUCCAGUGUUUGGGUGUGGGGACGGUCGAGACAGGCGGCUGCGGCGAGGACUGGUGGCAUCCAGAGUGCCUGAUCGGGCUUUCGCGCGACUGGUACAAAACUGCGAAGCAGCAGGAAAAGGAGAAGCAGCAAGAUGUGAAAGCUGAGGAUGCGAUAGUAGCGGAUAAUGGUGACGACAACAACAACAACAACCAAAACGACGAACCUGAUGAUGAUGACGACGAGGAGACGCCCCUCCCACCCGGGUUCCCUGACGAAGGUGACUUCGACAUGUUCAUCUGCUACAAAUGCGUUGACUCAAAUCCGUGGUUGAAGCGCUACGCGGGGACAACCGGCUUCCUUCCCCCGGUGUUCAAAGAAGGUGGACUGGCCAAACCAGUCGCAUGCGAAGCCAAACCUGCCGAAACGACAGACAAAGAACCGACGACUGCAGAACCAAUCAGCCCCACCGCCACCAGCGCACAGUCUGAGCCUACCCUCAACUCCAAGAAACGCAAAGCCGACGACGACGACGUUGAACCACAACCCGCAGCCGAGCCCUCUGCGAAGCGCAUCAAGGACGAGGAGACGUCCGAACCCACCGGCACCAACACCGACACCGUCACAGCACCAAGCAACAACGCCGCUCCACCCUCCACCUCUUCCCAACUCCAACCCGACCAACCCACCGCCCCGAAACACACCACCCUCCCCACCACCCCACCCCGCCAGACCUUCUCCCUCUUCCUCACCGAAACCUUCCGCGACCAUUUCUGCCGUUGCCCAGACUGCUACCCGCACACCCUCGCCGCGCACCCGCAACUCCGCGAGGAGGAAGAGGCCUACGAGCCGCCCGUGUCGGAGGACGGGGACCACCACCACGGCGACGGCGCCCGCAGCACGGGCACGGGCAGCCUGCUCGACCGCGGCGAGGCGGCGCUCAGCAACAUCGACCGCGUGCGCGCCAUCGAGGGCGCCAUGGUCUACAAUCACCUCCGCGACCGGGUCAAGGAGUUCCUGAAGCCCUUCGCCGAGAGCGGCACCGCCGUCUCCGCCGAGGAUAUCAAGGCCUACUUCGAGAAGCUGCGCGGCGAUGACCAGCAUAUCCGGGAGGCGGCGGCCGCGGGCCAGGCUUCUUCUGGUGAUGGUGGUGGUAGUGACGGGAAGGAUGGGGAUAGUCGGCGGGAGCAGAAUGGUUACUGAGCUUAGUCUUGAUAUCUAUUCGAUAUAUUCGGUUGGAUAUGUGUUGGGCUGGGGACUUAUGAGGUCUAAUAGUCGCAGGAUGUAUGGGAUAUAUGUUUAGGACUCAUGAUUAGGAAAAUGGCACAAUUGAAAGGGAAUGGCGUGGUUGGUUUGCAAAUCGGAGCAGUUCAUUUAUCUUUGACUAUCUAUCUAUUUAUCUAAUUAUCUCUCAAGAACA
Messenger RNA from Aspergillus uvarum CBS 121591, 2037 nucleotides. RefSeq names its product putative metaphase-anaphase transition protein (Mlo2). The record is from RefSeq and is a predicted model, not a curated record. Gene Ontology annotation, molecular function: ubiquitin protein ligase activity; zinc ion binding. Gene Ontology annotation, cellular component: cytoplasm. The coding region runs from base 87 to 1820 and encodes 577 amino acids. The transcript is spliced from 4 exons. NCBI's taxonomy places the organism in Eukaryota, Fungi, Ascomycota, Eurotiomycetes, Eurotiales, Aspergillaceae.